AUGUCGACUACUACUACCACUCAGACCAUCUCUUUGCUCGCCGACUACGAAGUCCACCACAGUGGCAGCGAUGCUGUGAACGAACGUGAAACACCGCCACAGUCUGUCGAAUGGCCGACACACCAUCGUCGUAUACCAGCGUAUCGUCCUACAAAUCGCAACUUGUCAUUCGAGGAGAGACCUGGUGGAAGCAAUCCGGGGGAGAUGGUGUUUAUCCAAGUGAUGCUGCAUGGGGUCUGGUUGAAUGCGGCAGUCUCUAGGCUUUGGAGAUUCACCGGCGGCAGAGUCAAUGACAAGAUAUUUCAUUAUGAUGUUGGAGGAGAGUGGUAG
Molecule: messenger RNA, 330 nt
Organism: Penicillium brevicompactum
Lineage: Eukaryota; Fungi; Ascomycota; Eurotiomycetes; Eurotiales; Aspergillaceae
Exons: 2
Coding region: 1-330 (109 amino acids)
Source: RefSeq, a predicted model, not a curated record